Messenger RNA from Etheostoma cragini (Arkansas darter), 1565 nucleotides. RefSeq names its product renin binding protein (gene renbp). The transcript is spliced from 10 exons. NCBI's taxonomy places the organism in Eukaryota, Metazoa, Chordata, Actinopteri, Perciformes, Percidae. Gene Ontology annotation, molecular function: N-acylglucosamine 2-epimerase activity; peptidase inhibitor activity. Gene Ontology annotation, biological process: N-acetylglucosamine metabolic process; N-acetylmannosamine metabolic process; carbohydrate metabolic process. The record is from RefSeq and is a predicted model, not a curated record. The coding region runs from base 329 to 1471 and encodes 380 amino acids.
CCUACUACCAGACACCGUGGUGAUAUGGCGCGCGUGCGGAUCCCAGUCUCCAGACAGUCCUGAUUCCUUCACUCACUAAUCAGGGAUCUUCCUGAUUACUUUAGCCCGAGCCCAGUCUCACGUGCUGUCCGGUCUAAGGUCUACACCCCGGCUGGGUUAUAAAACUCGGCGGCGAUCCGCUUCUACUUCCUGGUCCAGAGCCGCUGUCUCAGCACCGGUCAUAUGACAGGCAGAGACCACUGCUGCAGGACCAGGACCAGGAACAGGACCAGGACCAGGACCAGGACUCUUUCUACACCGGCUGUCUGUAUUUGGACCCGCAGGAACCAUGUCUGUGGUGAAGCUGGAGGAGUAUCGGGAGCGGAUCCGUAAAGAACUGGACAACGUAGUGGACUUCUGGCUCAAAUACUCUCAUGACACCAUACACGGAGGUUUCUUUACUUGUAUCGGGCGGGAUGGGACGGUUUAUGAUGAGUUGAAGUACGUCUGGCUGCAGGGUAGACAGGUAAGUCUCCGAGGAGCGUUCCUGAGGAAGUUCGCCCGAGUCUCCAGCGGCGAGUGGAAAUGUGCCUUCUGCCUAACACGAGAUGGCAAACCAGUCAAAGUCCAGAGGACCAUAUUCAGCGAGUGUUUCUACAUCAUGGCCGUGGAUGAACUGAGCCGGGUUCUUGGUGACAAGGACAUGCAGCUGGAGGCCGAGCAGAUGAUGGAGCAGCUGAUCUACUGGGUGAAGGAGGACUCGUCAGGCCUGGGCAGGCCCCAGCUUCCUGGAGACGUUCCCACCAACAGCAUGGCCGUUCCCAUGAUGCUGCUGUGUCUGGUGCAGCAGCUGACUGACGGACGGGGUCAGGAGGUGGUUCACAAGUACAGAGAGCUGGCCAGCUGGUGCGUGCAGCAGAUUCUACAACACGUCCAGAGAGACGGCACGGCCAUUUUGGAGAAUGUGUCUCCAGAGGGAGCAGAGCUGCCGGGUUGCCAGGGCCGACUGCAGAACCCAGGGCACGCCCUGGAGGCCGGCUGGUUUUUGCUCCAGGUCAGUGCGGAGCAGGGGGACGCAGAGCUCCAGCAGACGGCCAUCAACAAGUUUGUGGAGCUGCCGUAUCAGAAGGGCUGGGACAAAGAGCACGGCGGGCUCUUCUACUUCCUGGAUGUGGACGGUCACUGCCCCACACAGCUGGAGUGGAGUAUGAAGCUGUGGUGGCCCCACUGUGAGGCGCUCAUCGCCUUCCUGAUGGCCUACAGUCAGACCCAGAAGCCCCAGCUGCUGGAGACCUUCUCUCAGGUGUAUGAGUACACCUUUAACCACUUUCCUGACACUAAGAACGGCGAGUGGUUUGGCUAUUUGACACAAGAAGGGAAAGUGACGCUGGAUUUUAAAGGAGGCCCCUUUAAAGGGUUCUUCCACGUGCCUCGCUGCCUGUUCAUGUGUGAGCGUAUCCUUGACGAUCUGCUGGCCAACUCCAAGGACUGAGCAUGAAUGCUGACUUGAUAGGAGUAAAUCUGAUUUGUCUGUUUACUAAAACUACAACAAUCCUGUUAUAAAACAAGUUACACUGAUUUUCAAA